Messenger RNA from Drosophila willistoni, 4449 nucleotides. Its product is annotated as protein tweety. The record is from RefSeq and is a predicted model, not a curated record. Gene Ontology annotation, molecular function: volume-sensitive chloride channel activity; intracellularly calcium-gated chloride channel activity. The coding region runs from base 658 to 3558 and encodes 966 amino acids. NCBI's taxonomy places the organism in Eukaryota, Metazoa, Arthropoda, Insecta, Diptera, Drosophilidae. Gene Ontology annotation, cellular component: plasma membrane. The transcript has 7 exons.
GUGUGUGUGUGUGUGUAUGUAGAAACUCUGUGGGGCGUCCCACAUUCAUUAAGGAUGUUUAGAAUAUGGCACAUAGAUUGCAGAUUCGACAAGAUUGUUUCUAAACCCUUAAUAAUAUUUCAAAAACUCUGCAAUAAGUGGCAAUACAUACACAGGAAACCAUUAGAUACACACACACACACACGCGCUCAAACACACACAUGCAUAUGAUCAGAUAUUCACACUUGUGCUUUCAUUAUGUUUCUCCUUCCACUUUUACUACUACUACGACUACUACUACAUAUACUUGAACAUCUUUCCUUCUUUUUCUUCUUCUCUUUGCUCUCACACCCACAUCCACCCCGUUACGUUACCGUUACCGUUACCGUUACUUAUAGUGCACGACAAUUUGGAUUCGGUGUCAAGAGGUUAGGCAACUCUAUACUCUGCCCUCCCCAGAAAGGCACGUAGCCUUUUAGAAUUAUCCCCAUCACCGACCCCACCAAAAGCCAAAAGAAUAAAAACACAAAACAAAACUAGUAGAAGAAAAACCCACAAUCAAAGGGAAAUCCUAAGGAAAGAAGAAGCUAAAAAAGAAAAAAGGGAGCACGCAGCACUUUACUUAAAAGGAGAACUACUUUUGGCACAUAAUCAGGAGGAGUUCAACCGGCAAGAAGUAUGGGUGACUAUCACGAGUUUACGGAUCAAUACAAGGUGCCGGUGAUAGCCAAGCUACUCCAUGCCUUGCCCCACUACAACAUCACGUUCCAUAAGAUCAACAGUACAUUUCGGCCAAAUGAUGAAAUCUAUCUGGAGAGUCUGGGCAUCUUGGGAUCUGUACCGGCCGCUUUGUUAAUUGUAUCAUUGCUGGGAUUACUUUUCUAUCUAAUGACCCGAUGUUGUGACCGUAAACCACGACCUGCGCACUCCAUCACCAGCCUAAAGGUGGCCCUCUCCAUUGUUACCGUUAUGUGCUGUGCGGCAAUCGGUUUGGGCUUAUACGGUAACGAUGAUCUGCAUAAUGGAUUGCUGGAGGUACUCACAGCGGGCCGUAAGGUGGACAAUCUGGUGACUACAAUACGAAAUCAAACGCACAUCCUUGAGAAUACCCUAACGAAUCGGAUUCGCCCUCAAUUGGUGGAAUUGGCGGAUAUAUUUGAUCAACCUGUAUCGAAUCAAACGGCCCUAUCGAAACUAUUUGUAUCCCUAAACAUUGUUCAGGGCAAUGUGACACUAGCAACCAAUGCGGCAAGCGAUAUCCGGCGUCCAUUGAUGGGUAUAUCGAUGACACAUUUUCUCACGCGUGGUGAUCAGUGGGAAUUGAUACGCUGGCCCGGCACGGUGGCUACUCUGGCAUUACUUCUGGUUUUGUGUGCUGUUCUCCUAGUGGGCGUGGCACGACAUUCACGCUGCGCUUUAAUACUAUUUAGCGUUUGUGGUCUAUUGGCCGUAACCGGUUCGUGGCUUAUGUCUGGCCUCUAUCUCUCAUCGUCGGUGGCUGUCGGAGAUUUGUGCAUCAGUCCAGCUGAUUUUCUAGUAUCCACUGCACCGAGAGAUUUGCCCACAAACGUCCUAUUGCACUAUACACAAUGCGAACCGGGCCACACGAAUCCGUUUACCCAACGCCUGAGGGAAUCACAGAAUUCAUUGAACAAUGCCCGUAGUGCCAUGGCGACCGUAAUGAAAAUCUCUUUGGUUCUGUUCAAGUCAUCGGGAUUGCAACCGAAAUUGGGAGCAGUGAAUGCCGAUUUGAAUAGCAGCGAACGAUUGCUCACCCAAUUGACGGCUCUGGUGGAUUGCAAGGCAGUGCAUCACAAUUUUCUAGCCGCUGCCCGUGGACUCUGCGAGGGUGGACUCUUGGGAUUGGUACUGAUGCUAAUUGCCAGCUUUAUAGCUGCCAUUCUAUUGACCAUAAUGGUAUGGGUGGAUUCGCAUACAUGGAUCUAUAUACGCAAACGGAAUGAUUAUGCUCAGGUGGAUGAGCCAUCGUAUAUAUCACAUCCGGCACCGCAAAAUCAUCAACAGAUGAUGAAUGCCGCCAGGACAUUACCCCGGAAUCAUAAUGGGCAUUUUAGUCCGCCCGUAAUCAGUGGAUCGCAUACGCUCCAGCAUCCAAGCAAACGUCAGCAGCACGAGAUGAUGGCCCACGCACACAUCCAGCAGAAUAUGCGAGCCAUGGGCACCCAUACUCUGGGUCGACUGCCAUCGCAUAAUCACAGCCCCACCCACAUGUCCGGUCCCAAUAAUGCAGCAGCAGCCGCCGUCGCCGCCAAUCUACCGCCCACGACACAGGCCCAACAGCAGCAGCAGCAACAGCAGGCACAGCAACAAUUGCAGCAACAGCAAAUGGGAGGACCACAGCAGCCACAGCCCAUAUAUUGUCAUCAUCCUCACAGUCAUCCGCAUGCGCAUCCCCAUCAGCAUCCGCAUACGCAUUCAGCUGCCGCAGUUGCCGCUGCAGUGCAGCAUCAGCAUGCCAUCUAUCAUCAGCAGCAGGCUCAAGCUCAGGCCCAGUAUGGCACCUAUACGACAGCAGCAGCAGCUGCGGCCGCCCAUCAUGCCCAGCACCAUUUGCCGCCCGGCCAGAGUCAGAUAUAUCAGCAGAUACCGGCACAUUUAGCUCCCCAGUUGGCAGCGAAUGGUAAUCCACAUUCAAUCUAUCAGCCACUGGUGGCUGUCAGCCAGGGCUCCAUAUAUGUAUCCAAUUUGGCCACAAUGAGGCGACAGAAUAGCCAGGGCGGACCUCAAAUACCCGCUCAUCAUGUGCAGCAGCCGCCUCCCAAUCCCCACCAUCAGCAACAGCAGCAGCAGCUCCAACAGCAGCAUCAGCAUCCCCAACAGCCGCCGCCACCGUCGCAACAGCAACAGCAGCUGCAUCAAUUGAAAUCCCCACAGCAACAUCCCCAGCAGCAACAGCAGCAGCAGCAGCAUCAUCCACAACCCGAAUCGGAUGUGGUUCCCAUUAGCACCACCAUGGAUACGUCUAUAUAUGAUCGGGACAAGCAGAUCUAUAAGUGCUCCACACUGCGUCAGGGUGGCAAAUUUGAUCCCAAGUAUAAGCCUUCGAUACUGAAUUGUCCAUUGCCGGAGAUACCCAAAGAUGCCGAACAGCCCAAAGUCGAAUCGAUUUAUCAACAGCAGCAACAGGCUCACCAUCAAAACUAUUCCAAAACGCUACAGCGACCACCCAUGAAGCUGCCGCCACAAAUGAAAGCCAUACCACCGCCCCGCAUUGGUACGCCAACGUCGCCACCACCACCACAGGCACCACAGGCCACGCAAAUGCACGACAAUGGCAGCGGGGAUGGGGGCACCAAUGGUGAGGACACAUCUCUGCCACCACCGCCGCUUGAGGCGACCCAGCAAACCCAGCAAACGCCGCCCAAGGCACGUGUCCCAGCGGCGGCGAAUGGCAAAGCCGGCAACGGUCUUGCCCUGCACAAUGGUGGCGGAGCUGUCGCUGGAACAGGCGGCGGUAGCGCAGGUGGUGGCACCACCAACGAUGUGGAUGACGAUGAUUUGCCACCACCGCCGCCAGCGAUAACCGAUGAAAGCAACUACGCUGUCACGGAGUUGUAAGCUGCUGCUAAGAAUAAUUAUAAUAAUAAUAAUGUUGAUGAUGACCCUAGGGUCAGGGCCAGGCCAACACACAAAGCAAAAACAAAAACCACCAAAAACCAAGUGGUCAUCGGGUCUUUUGCGUUUUAACGGAGACUUUUGACGUAAAGUCUUCCACUCAGUCAUAGGAAUUUAUAAAUAUGCUUCUUUUAUUUUGCUCUCUCUAUCUCUAUCUCUCAAACACUCUCUUUUGUCUUUCUAACCCCGCCUCAAAUGGGUGGCGGCGAUUAUUGUGUUCCUUAAUUUGAUUCGCAUAGACGGGAAAACCGAAACCGAAAUCGAAAUCCUUUCCUAAAUGCAUCCUAGAAACCAAAAGUCUCGCGAGAUGGAGCCGAAAACAAAAAAAAAACGAAAACCCAACUAUUGGACUUUUGUAUAUAUAUAUACUAUUAAAUAUAUAUCUAUAAUGCGACAUUUACACUAUACGACAAACAAAACAAACACACACACACACACAAAGAAAAGACAGGCAUAUUUAGAUAUUGGACUUAUAUAUAUAUAUCUACUAUAUAGUCGGUUAUUCUUUUUGAUAAUAGGACAUUUUUACGAAAAACCCAAAAAAAAAAACGAGAAGCGAUCGAAACGUUUCGCACAUUUUUAGAUAAGAAGGCAAAGAAAACUGAAUGAAAAAUCCGAGAGAUACACACAGCCAUAGACACACUACAAUUAUGGGGACAAGAAAACAUAUUGUAUUAUAUAGCGAUUAUUUUAGUAUUCAGAAUCCAGAAUCCUCCCGGAGAACAACAACAACAACAACGUCAAGGCAAAAGAAAAACCACCAAAACAAAAAAAAGAAACUUUUUUUUAUUCUAGUAGUUUGAAAGUUAUAGCAUAUUUAUAUACAUAUAAUAU